AUGCAAUUACAUAUAUCUCCAAGUUUACGACAUGUUACCUUGCUUCCUGGGAAAGGUGUGAGGGAGUUGAUACAACUUAAGGUCGGCUCUCGAAGGUUAUCUUACAAGAUGCUUUUCUAUUCCCUUUUGUUAUUCACAUUCCUCCUUCGAUUCAUCUACGUCUUAACUACUGUUGACACCGUUCAUGAUCACACCAAAUGCUCUAUCGUUGGUUGUUUGGGGGAAAAACUAUCGCCCAAGUUAUUAGGGGGCAGGAACCUUCAAUCGGCUUCAGUCCCACAAGUAAUAUAUCAAAUCUUGGAGGACCCAUCCAGCCAAGAUGAGAUAAUAGACAUUCCUCAAACUUUGGAAGAAUUUGUUACUAGUAUGAAAGGCAGCAACAGACCAGAUGCAAAGACCUUUGCCACCAAGCUUAAAUCCAUGGUUACACUUCUUGAACAGAGGAGUAGGACUGCAAAAAUCAAAGAAUACCUGUACCGGCACGUUGCUUCAACUGGCAUACCAAAACAGCUCCACUGCCUUGCCCUGCGGUUAGCCCACGAGCACGCCACUAAUGCUGAUGCUCGCCUCCAGCUCCCCUUGCCUGAGCUUGUUCCCGCCCUUGUUGACAACUGCUACUUCCACUUUGUUCUUGCAUCGGAUAACAUCCUUGCAGCAUCCGUUGUAGCAACAUCUCUAGUUUACAACGCGUUACGACCUCAAAUGGUGGUCAUUCACAUUAUCACAGAUAGAAAGACUUACUCUCCUAUGCAGGCAUGGUUCUCAUUGCACCCUUUGGCACCUGCGGUGAUCGAUCUCAAAGCAUUGCACCAUUUUGAUUGGUUUGCAAAUGGAAAGGUCCCAGUUUUGGAGGCCAUGGAGAAAGAUCAAAGGGUUCGUGCUGGGUUUAGAGGCGGGUCAUCAGCCAUUGUGGCUAAUAACACCGAAAAACCUAAUGUCAUUGCUGCAAAGUUGCAAGCCAUGAGUCCCAAAUACAACUCACUUAUGAACCACGUUCGAAUUUAUCUGCCUCAGAUGUUUCCAAGUCUUAAGAAGGUGGUGUUCCUAGACGAUGACCUUGUGGUUCAAUCUGAUCUAUCACCUCUGUGGGAGAUUGACAUGAAGGGAAAAGUGAAUGGAGCUGUUGAAACAUGUAGAGGCGGUGAUAAGUUUGUAAUGUCAAAGCGGUUCAAGAGCUACUUGAACUUUUCUCAUCCCUUGAUAUCAAAGAAUUUUGAUGCAAAUGAAUGUGCUUGGGCCUAUGGGAUGAACAUAUUUGAUCUUCAAGCUUGGAGAAAGACAAACAUAACCCAAAAUUACCAUUAUUGGGUUCAAGAGAACUUGAAAUCAGAUCUAAGUUUGUGGCAGCUAGGAACAUUACCUCCAGGUUUGAUAGCUUUCCAUGGUGAAGUGCAUGUUAUCGAUCCAUUUUGGCACAUGUUGGGCCUCGGAUACCAAGAGAAUACAAGCGUAGCAGACAUCGAACGUGCCGCUGUCCUACAUUUCAAUGGGCGAGCAAAACCUUGGCUAGAUAUAGCAUUUCCAAAGCUUCGAAGGCUAUGGACCAAGUACAUCAACUUCUCGGAUAAGUUCAUCAAGUCCUGUCACAUUACAGCAUCUUAACAAGGGCAAGGACCACCAAUUUCAAUCUUUUUGGUAUGUGUAUUAUAUUCAUUAGCUUUUGCAUUUUGUUGCUUCGAUGAUGGAUUCUUUUUCAUUUAUUAGGCCCUUGGCUUUUCCUCAUGUACACU
Molecule: messenger RNA, 1730 nt
Organism: Cynara cardunculus var. scolymus (artichoke)
Lineage: Eukaryota; Viridiplantae; Streptophyta; Magnoliopsida; Asterales; Asteraceae
Product: probable galacturonosyltransferase 12
Exons: 6
Coding region: 1-1602 (533 amino acids)
Molecular function (GO): polygalacturonate 4-alpha-galacturonosyltransferase activity
Source: RefSeq, a predicted model, not a curated record